AUGUCUCUGCCUCCCAUGACAGGUUCUUCCAACUUGACAGAUGAAAGUCCGCAUCCGUCCAGUCUUCUUGCAUAUGACGCACCCCCGAAUUACCAGGACUUUGACUCGAUAAUAUCUGAUACAAAGUUCACCGCUGAUACUAGAACCGAUUUCUAUGACCGCAGUCUAACAACUCGCAUAUAUGCCCUUGUCGGAGUGGCAUGCUCGAGUAUCAUCAGCUGCUCAUGCAUCGUUAUAGGCAUUGUCAUUCUAGCCAAUCACGGAGUCUAUGGUGUAGCCGCGCCCAACCUGGUCAAUGUUGAGACGGAGUCUCAGUUGUCUCGGUUGUCCCUGCAGGCGGAAAUAUUGACCCUGGCACUUAACCUAAUCGUCACGUUAUGCACCGAGUCCAUAGGCUUCGUACACAGCAUCUCAUUGCGCUCUGCGCUAGCCUCGGAAUCUCGGCUUCGUUUCAACACUAAUCUGCGCCUUCUUACCGCAGCUCGUAGAUGGUAUAACCCUAACGGCGUCCUCCUUAACGGUAUCUCGGCUGUCCUCCUCAUUAUAUCCUACAGCUCGGCCUCACUCGUUGUAUGCUUCGACUAUCAAUUCACGUCCUCAACACCACCUGAGCAGGGUGUUGCCUUCGCAGGGUUACCUCUCCUCAUUUUGGGCAUUGCACUCCUGUUCCAGGUGAUGGUUGCAUUGUCAGGGAUACGGGCUGUCAAAAUAUUGACGUGGAGCUCCUCGCCUUUCGACCUGACCGCUGCACUGGUCCACCACACGCAAUUGACCCCUGCUACUUUCCGGUGCAUGCGUCGCGUGUCUGACCCAGACACGGAUGGAGGUCCAGCAAAGCCGCCAGGGACACAGCCCUCAGCGUGGCAUGCUCACUCUAGCAUCCGGAAAGUUAUCAUUUCUCUUUGCGUGAUCAUUGUAGCAUGCGCUGGAUGGGCCGCACUUGUCAUGUACAUUUGGGGCAAGCACGCCGGCAAGGGUUUAGUGUCCCCUGAUGCGCUGACCAUACAAACAUGGUCGUUCCUGCCCAGCGAGUCGUUUAAUUUCAUCGCUGUCCAGGGACCGUUGACGCUUGGGCUGCAUUGCUCAGAGCUCAUCGCAAAUGUCAUUCGAGACGAAAGACAGUGGAGAUGUGCUACUGGAUGGAAGGGACUUAGAACGGCGACGAACCCGUUGAAGAUGAUUUUCACUCAUCCGAUUUGUCUCGUACUUUUCGUCGCGAAGCCUUUCCUGCAUUGGAUGUUUGGGCUUUCGUUCACCGUAUCUCCCCAGGUAAAUGAGGGGCAACUAGUAGGGUUGGCGGUAGUCAUGUUGACUGCCCAGAUCUGGAACUUAUGCAUAGCGUUAUUUAUAUUUACCUGUUUCUUCACUUUCGUUGCACUGCGCCGACCGCGCGGUCCCCAGCCGGCUGCAUACGGUCACGUCCAAACGCUCGCCAACCUCGUGGACGAGUGGUCGCCUGUGAUGUGGUGGGGACACAAGGAGGAUGGAAUUCCGUACUGUCAUGCUGGGACGAGCGAUCAUCCGCUCCCGGAUGUGAAGAUGGACUGUGUUUAUGCUGGUUCUGGUGCUAGGUCCCUGGUACCUGUCUCGUGA
Molecule: messenger RNA, 1593 nt
Organism: Suillus subaureus
Lineage: Eukaryota; Fungi; Basidiomycota; Agaricomycetes; Boletales; Suillaceae
Exons: 5
Coding region: 1-1593 (530 amino acids)
Source: RefSeq, a predicted model, not a curated record